This is a messenger RNA of Cynara cardunculus var. scolymus (artichoke), 3026 nucleotides long. RefSeq names its product exocyst complex component EXO70E2-like. Gene Ontology annotation, molecular function: phosphatidylinositol-4,5-bisphosphate binding. The record is from RefSeq and is a predicted model, not a curated record. Gene Ontology annotation, biological process: exocytosis. Bases 753 to 2714 code for a protein of 653 amino acids. The transcript has a single exon. Gene Ontology annotation, cellular component: exocyst. NCBI's taxonomy places the organism in Eukaryota, Viridiplantae, Streptophyta, Magnoliopsida, Asterales, Asteraceae.
ACAUUGAUAGAUUGUUUGCUUGGAUCCUCCUAUUUCCAUAAGCACCAACAACACUCCUCAUAGCUGAUCUUGUCUUCACUUCUAGUUCAAAAAAGGGUCAGUUGUUUCUAUUUCUGUCGACUUCUAAUUCUAUCUAGAAACACAAUCAUUCAAUCACUUUUCAUGAGAUAUUUGUGAUUGACGUGUGUUGUGUUCUUUUCGUUUAGAUUCUUUUUUGAUUGUGGGUGGGAAAGAGUGGAAUUUGAUAAUCGAGAUUCGUUUGUUGUUCUGUUGGUUUGAUUGAUUGAUAGUUUACGAUGCCCCACCCGGAAAUUGAGGGGCUUUCGUCCUGAUUAGCGAGAAAUUGGGGAUUUAGAUAUGAUCUUGUUUAUGGGUUUAGUUCAAGCUGGUCGAUUUCGAUCUUCUUUUUGUUAACUUUGCACCUGAUUGUUGAGAGAUUGAGGUGAAUUCAUGAUUUUUGGUUUGCAUACCAAAUGUUUGAAGAACUUCCUCUUUCAUUUUCUGGGUUGCUAGUCUAGGGACUAUUGUAUUUAUGAAUUUGAGUUGAGUUCAUGAUUCUUGGCUUGCACACCAUGUGUUUGAAGAAAUUCCUCUUUCAUUUUCUGGUUUGCUAGUCAACGGGCUGUUGUAUUUAUGAGUUUUGAGCUGAAUUUAUGAUUUUUGGUUUGCACACCAAGUGUUUGAUGAAAUUCCUCUUUUAGUUUGAGGGUUUUCUGGGUGUUUUUCUUUUGUUCUUUUGUGUAUAUUUUGAUAUGGGUGGCUGUAAUCCAAUGAUGGAAACACUGGAGGAGGAGAAUUUGAUUGCUGCUGCUAGGCUUAUUCUGAAAGCAUUGGAUUCCAACAAGAAAAUAACCGAUGGAGCGAAGAAAAUAUUGGUGGAUUUAGGCACCCGAUUGUCAUCCAUGGCAGAGAUCACUGUAACCGAAGAUGAAGAUGAAGAAGGAGAACUAAGCGAUAUCAAAGGACGGAUUAAUUUGAUUCAGGAAAAGAUCAUGAAUUGGGAGGCUGAAGAAUCCAUGAUAUGGGAUUGUGAUCCCGAAGAAGCCAAGGAGUAUUUGAAGGCGGUGGAUKAAGCUCGAAGAUUAGCCGAGAGUUUAGAGAAUUUGAAUCUAAGUAAAGACGAUAAUGUUCACUUGAGAAAGGUUAAUUCCGUUGUUCAGACAUCCAUGGCUAGAAUCGAAGAAGAGUUUAGGCAUAUGCUUGUUCAUAAUCGGCAAAACUUCGAGCCUGAACAUUUGUCGUUUCGUUCUAGCGAAGAUGAUGGUCUAGAUGAGAACUCGAUUGUUUCUUUUGGGGAUGAUUCGCUUGAUGAUUCGGUUCAAAGAGAUAGUGUCAGCCGUGGAGCCGAGGUUUAUAUUAUGGAUUUGGUGAAUCCUCAGGUGAUUCCUGAUCUGAAAAGCAUUGCUAAUUUAAUGUUUGAUUCAAAUUAUGGUCGAGAAUGUUCUCAAGCGUUCAUCAACGCACGUAAAGAUGCUCUCGAUGAUUGUCUUUUCAUUCUUGAAGUUGAGAAAUUAAGCAUUGAAGAGGUUCUGAAGAUGGAAUGGGUUUCGUUGAACUCGAGGAUCAGGAGAUGGAUAAAGGCGAUGCGGAUUUUCGUACGGGUUUAUCUUGCAAGCGAGAAGUUUUUGUGCGAGCAGAUAUUUGGCCAAGGGGAAUCCGUGACCGUCAGUUCGAUUUGUUUCUGUGAGUCGUCGAAAGCUUCGAUAUUGCAGCUUUUGAACUUUGCAGAAGCCAUUGCCAUCGGUCCUCACCAACCCGAGAAACUUCUCCGGAUUCUCGACAUGUAUGAAGUUUUGGCCGAUCUUAUGCCGGAUAUUGAGGGUUUGUACUCUGAUGAGAAUGGAUCCUACAUACGAAUGGAAUGCCAAGAUGUUCUGACACGGGUCGGCGAUUGCGUGAAGGCGACGUUUAUCGAGUUCGAGAAUGCAGUCGGGUCGAAUACGUCAAAUAGCGCGUUUCCGGGUGGCGGGAACCACCAUCUUACUCGUUACGUCAUGAAUUACAUCAAAACCCUGACCGAUUACAGCGAUUCCUUGAACACCUGCCUGAAAAACCCGGAUCAAGAUUCGUCAUCUUCACCUGACACGAGUCCAAGCUCCGAACACGGUACCGACAACGGAAACUCAUCUUCGUCUCCAAUGGCGUUUCAUUUCAGAUCCCUAAUGUCGAUUCUUGAAUGCAACCUUGAAGAGAAAUCAAAGUUAUACAAAGACGAUGCACUCGGACACCUUUUCAUGAUGAACAACAUCCAUUACAUGGCCGAAAAGGUGAAAACUUCCGAGCUAAGAACCGUUCUUGGCGAUGACUGGAUUCGAAAACGAAACUGGAAGUUCCAACAAUACGCCAUGAGCUACGAACGAGCCACCUGGAGCUCGAUUCUGAAUCUACUUCGAGACGAUGGUCUCUCGAAUUCCGGUAGCUCGAAUUCAACCUCGAAAACGCUACUCAGGGAGCGUCUGCAGGCAUUUUACACCGCUUUCGAAGAGAUCUAUAAAAAUCAAUCAGGAUGGUCAAUACCGAACAGUCAACUUCGUGAUGAUGUGAGGAUCUCGAUGUCGCUUAAGGUGAUUCAAGCUUAUCGAACAUUCGUUGGUCGGCACGCGAAUAAUAUCAGUGAGAAAUAUAUCAAGCAUACUGCUGAUGAUCUUGAGAAUUUUAUUUUGGAUCUGUUUGAAGGAGCUCCAAAAUCAUUACAUAGUUUCCAUAGAAAGUGAUACCACUGGUUUUUUGAGUGUGUUAUUAUUAUCUUUUAUGUUAGGGGUGUUCUUUUGUGAGCUCUUGUAAAUGGGGUAUGGGUUCGGAGAUCGAACCGUACGCCCAUCAAAUCCAUGGAAGUUUGUCCUGUGGGACCUGCAAAUGCAGGAAUAAUCCAUGUUUGCAGGCUCGUAAGGGACAAAAUCUGUAGAUUUGAAUUGACUACGGGUCAAGUUGUAUGUUUGAAAUUGAUUGGGUCCGGUACAGGUCAGGUCGAGUCGAGUCUGGGUCUAAAGUCUGGACCCAACCCUCCUCUGUAACAUAAAUUUUUA